ACAAGGCCUAAACUAAGCUGCCUUUCAUAACAAUCUUGUUUCAGACAUCCUAGACUCGAGAGCAUGCACAAUCACACAAGUCCGAAAAACCUGCACGCUUGCCUAUCUCCCUCGUCUCAUGCGUCCGGCGUGACAGACCGUGCUGCCUCGCUUGUCUUGUCGGCCACCGUCGUAUAAAGAGGACGCGCGCCGCCGUCCUAGUUCCUCAGACGCAACGGAGCCAGACCGUCGUCAUCUGCAGCCAGUGCGAGACUGCGACUGCGAGCAGUAUUAGAUUGCGCGUCCAAGCAAGAGGUGCGGCGGAACAAGGGGAUAGAUGGCCGCUGGACGAGCUGUUGCGGCGGCGGCCAUGGCGGCGUCGGCGGCGGCGCUGCUGCUGCUCGCCGGCGGCGUUUACGCGGACUGCUACAACGACUGCUUCAACGACUGCAUGUCCAGGUUGAACCAGCGAGACUACUGCAGCUACGCCUGCGACAAGGUCUGCUCGCCUGAUGCUGCUGCUGCUGCCGCCACGCUCCCUCGUCCGCGUCCCCUCGCCGCCGUCGUGGGGCCAGCGGCAUCGUUGGCCGACCACCGCCACCCGUCGGACACGAAGCAGGACGCGGACGCUGCUGUCCGGCCGGCGGCGUUGCCCGAGCCCGACCACCCCUUCCACGAGACGCACGGCGCCGUCGAGCCGGACGCAUCAGGGCACGUCAUCCGUCCGGCACGUGUCCCCGUCCUCCCCUGAACGUCGCCGGAGCGGGGCGCGAUGGUAGCCGCUCCUCCGCCAACGGCGAAUGCCACCCGUGUAUAUGCUCGUGGCGCCAUGGCGCUUGAAUGUUAAGCACUACAGAAAGUGUAUGAUGUGUCAAAUGUAUAUGCAUGCCUUGAUUAUCUCACGUUUAUGCAAGGGUAUCAGUGUCAAUUUGAUGAGUGAUUGUCAUGUUCGAACAGACCGAGGAAUGCAUACAGCAGAAGUUUGUUCUGCAAAUUCACGAAGGGUGCCAGUGGGCGGUGGCGAUACAAAGGAUGGCCACUAUAAGUCAUCUCUUCUUUUUUUUUGAAAAACUCUCUAACUCAUAUCCUAGCUGCCUAGUUCACGUCUCUUCUGAAUUAGCAAGGCAUGUCGGAAAUAUUUGGGCUUCUCAACCGAGUUAUCACAAAAAAAAAAGAAAAAAAACAAACAAACAAACAAAACAAAACUUAUUGUAAGCAACAAUUAGACACAACCACACAUAACAGAUGAACAAACAAACAUUUGCACAUAUUAUCCGUAUAUGUACUUCAUAUAAUACAGCAUGUAAAAAACAGUACUUGCAAUUGGUUCAUAUCAGAUAUCUAAAAUAAAAAAAACAUACCCUGGUACUGUAAGUCCGAGCAGGACUUUCUGAGAAAUUAUAAUGUCAAUGACUCUUUACUGAUGAUUCUUUUUAGCCCAAGGUGCGGCCA
This is a messenger RNA of Sorghum bicolor (sorghum), 1431 nucleotides long. RefSeq lists its product as uncharacterized. The record is from RefSeq and is a predicted model, not a curated record. NCBI's taxonomy places the organism in Eukaryota, Viridiplantae, Streptophyta, Magnoliopsida, Poales, Poaceae. The transcript has a single exon. The coding region runs from base 317 to 730 and encodes 137 amino acids.